AUGCCUGAGACUACCAUUCCUCCUCCGCCCGUCGUGGCACGACCAAGCAAGCCCGUCUCCGAAUCCCUACUGAAUGAGAAGUGGGACCGCUGCCUCUCUUCCCUCCUCAUCCGCUCCAGUCUUGGACUCUCGUUCGGUGUCGUCUUCUCGGUUCUACUAUUCAAGCGGAGGGCAUGGCCUGCGUUGGUUGGGUUGGGUUUUGGCGCGGGACGGGCAUACGAGGAGUGUAAUAGUAGCUUUCUACGGACAAACAAGGAGGGUGUGAGGAUUCAAAGGCCAUGA
Venustampulla echinocandica is the source of this 282-nucleotide messenger RNA. Its product is annotated as MICOS complex subunit MIC10. Lineage: Eukaryota; Fungi; Ascomycota; Leotiomycetes; Helotiales; Pleuroascaceae. The transcript is spliced from 2 exons. Gene Ontology annotation, cellular component: MICOS complex; mitochondrion; mitochondrial inner membrane. The coding region runs from base 1 to 282 and encodes 93 amino acids. The record is from RefSeq and is a predicted model, not a curated record.